AUGAGUGAUGGCAAAGCUAAUGCUAAAGGCAAACAAAAGCGCGUUCAAAUACCUGUCGCGUGUGUCUGCUGCCGCCAGCGGAAGAAGAAGGCACGUUUCAAUCGCAAAUUCUGCGAUGGUAAACGACCAACAUGCUCGGCAUGUAGCAUUUCUCAGCAGAGUUGCACUUAUACUGCAGAACCCGAUGCGCCGCCAAUUAUAGCGCUCAAGCGCAAGCACGAUGCACUACAAAGGCAGUAUGCGGAUGUCACGCAACUUUUGAGUCACUUCAAAUCUGCUUCCCAAUUCGAAGCACAUAAGCUCCUAGAACUCCUGAGACAAACCGAUACAGACAUGGAUACGAUGUUAGAAUUUGCAAGAGCCCUGCCCCCAUCUGAUCCCGAUAUUUCGGGUCGUCCAACCGCCGCCUUGGAGACGUUCGACCAUAGCCGGGAGCAUGGUAACCAUCUUGUAAAACCUUCUCUAACGACUCAUAGAUCUGAGAGUAUAUCAGAGCCAAGAUCCUCGAUCUCCAUGUCCACAUGGCAAGAGCCGCGCAAUUUUGUCGGGUCUUUUGAGGGGCUCACAAACCGUCAUGAGAUUCCUUGCGAGAACAAAUUUCGCACCGCGAUAUCGUGCUUCCACCAUGGCGCUGGUAAAUUGUUUGGCAUCUUCUCUCAGGAUCAGAUCGAGUCUUCAUUUGACCAAGUCUUUCGUGUAAGCGGUGGCCGUCAGUCUUCUGCUCACGCCCUGUGCAGGCUGAGUUGUUUGGCUGCUGUCGGUUGCUUGUACACAACAAACAAAGAGCAUAGCGAACUUCCUAAAGAUGAUUUCUAUCGAAUCGCCAGUGUACUCUUCGAGUAUUGCCUGGAUGCUGGAUCCUUGGCAUCAGCCACUUUCUGCACCUUGAUGGCUUUGUUCCACGCCUUGAGCCGGAUGACUGCAGCUCUAGGCUACAUUGAGCUGGGCAUCAGCUUCUGCAGAAAGCACGAUAUCCAAAGCGAUCGCCGUCCUCAGGAAAUAUCAUCAGAACUGUGGCUAAGUUCCAGGAGAGCCUGGCGUUGUAUGAUGUUCCUUGGUGCCUGGAUAUCAUCAACCAUCGGAUACAUAUCAGGCAAUGUAUGGGAUGCGCUGGACAAAUCUAAUGCUACCAUACACGAUCACUCCAUCGGAAGCGACAUGGAGGACAGUGUACAAAUUCAAAUGGUCAAGAUUGCUGUUGUUCAACGCAAUAUUCUCGAUCUAAGCCUCGCUUCAUCGAGCAACAUUCUUUACGACACGCAUGAGAUAAGGCUCCAGCUUCUGAAAUGGUAUCGAGAAAUGCCGCCUUUUAUGCAGUUGUCCACUAUGGUAGAUCAAGCGGCUACAGAUCUAGAUAGCAAGAGCCGCUACUCGAUAUACCUCUGUCAUUGCUUAUACCUCGGGACCCUGAUGAUGUUCCAUCGUCGCAUUGUCCUUGCGCUCGGUCGCUUUGAUCCGGAUCAGGUGCCUGUGUUAAAGCGAGCUCUUCAACUCGAAGGACUAGCCCACGACUCUGUGGUCGCGGCACAUCAGACAGCUUCUAUUCUGGGUUUGCUUCUGGACCAAGGCGCCAUAUUUGAGCGCUGCUGGAUCGUCCUGUUAGUCUUCCACUGUCGCUUUGAUUGGUCCGCACUAACAACAUACUUAAGUUUCCAAGCUCACGCGAGUGCGACAACCUUGAUGUAUGACCUCGCCUGCCGAAAGGCAGAUGGAGCAUCUUUGCCAUAUAUGCACGAGAAGACUCUGGAACGAAUCCGUAUAUGCAUACGAGUAGUGACAUUCUGUGCUACAGUUGAUCCUGUUGCUCGAGUUUUCGAGAGGACCCUACAGCCGUGCUAUGUCAGAUUUUCGGAUCAUGAGCAUGACCCUACCAGCGAGCCAGAUGUUGGUUGGAAAAACAUGAAGGAUCAGCUCUACUACCAGAUGUUGAUGCCGUACGAAAGGGUAGCUGAUUAUGCGACUACCGGCAGUCUGACCCAUGACUGUAACUCAUGUUCGCCGAUUCAAUCGUUAACGACCUCAAGAGUGAGAAGACUAUGGUUGUCAAACUCGCUGAGAGAGGCCUCCAGGACAUCCCGAAUCUCUCAUUUUGAGUUGGAUGACGACGCUUUACCUUCCUUUCAUGUUCAACCGGAAUUGCCUCCGAAUGAUUUACGCUCGCCACAAGAAGAGCCGACGUCGUUAGACACAUUUCGAUCAGGGCUCCAAUCUUCUAGGGUCCCUGUUCUGGCCUCUUUACUCGAAGAACUUCGACCUGGGCACAUUCUCCGCGAAUUCCUCUAUUGCGGAUGGUCUUAA
This is a messenger RNA of Aureobasidium namibiae CBS 147.97, 2298 nucleotides long. RefSeq lists its product as uncharacterized. Bases 1 to 2298 code for a protein of 765 amino acids. The record is from RefSeq and is a predicted model, not a curated record. Gene Ontology annotation, biological process: regulation of DNA-templated transcription. NCBI's taxonomy places the organism in Eukaryota, Fungi, Ascomycota, Dothideomycetes, Dothideales, Saccotheciaceae. Gene Ontology annotation, molecular function: zinc ion binding; DNA-binding transcription factor activity, RNA polymerase II-specific. The transcript has 2 exons.